AUGAUUAAUUUGAAUGAUAUUGCCAAUGUUAAACUAAAACAUGUGGAAAAACCUAUCGAGAAGAGUUCUCUAGAUUACAAAAAGAUGUCUUCAUCGGAAUGUUCCAUCUCUUGGCUUCAGCUUGAAAACGAAAAUCUCUCUCGAUAUCGACAGAAUCAAAUAUUGGCUCAAUUGGAUCAAUGGAUUCCUCUUGUUCCUUCGGAAUUGACUUUUGAUACUCUCUUCAUUGACAUUGAAAAAGAUGUUGCCUUGUUAUUCAUUGAGUAUCACGAAAAAUUGGAAUUAUUUCACCAGCAUUCAGUGGUACAUCCGUCCGAUCACACCUAUUGCGAAGCAGACGAAUUCGUCAAUCAAUUACUGAAUUCCAUGAAAAAAGAAAAUUCUAUUCAAAAACUGCAACAACAAAUCGAUGAAUGUCGAUUAUGGAACAAACAAGUACGAUCCCCUCUAUUUUUCAAAUUAUCUUCAAGAUCUCCAAAAGAUGUCACAAGAAUGAAUGACAAGAAUGUCGAUGAUUUAUUUGAACAAGAUUUGAACGAUCAUUACACCACCGAAUUGAAAAAACAAAUAAUUCCAAUAGAAUUUUAUCUUUCACAAGAGCUGCAACAAAACUUCUUCAAAGUGUAUCAAGAUUUAAUUGAAACCUAUGUUGAUUUUUGGAAUGAAUCCUCUCCAACAAAGAAUAAGAUCGCUCUCCGUGAAUGGGAUCCCACCAUUGAUAUAAGAUUUGAAUUAAGAACUUUUGUUGUAAAUUCAAAGUUGAGAGCAUGUAGUCAAUAUAAUCAUGUCAUUUAUGUUGAAGAAUUGGAAAAGUAUCAAUUUGAAAUUCGAGCACUCAUUCACGAGACGAUUCAUUAUUUGCAAGAAAACUUCUUUAAGGGCGUAUUCACAACUUACGUGGCAGAUUUUGUUAUUUACCCAAAGUUUUUCUAA
This is a messenger RNA of Naegleria fowleri, 933 nucleotides long. RefSeq lists its product as uncharacterized. Lineage: Eukaryota; Heterolobosea; Eutetramitea; Acrasida; Naegleriidae. Bases 1 to 933 code for a protein of 310 amino acids. The transcript is spliced from 2 exons. The record is from RefSeq and is a predicted model, not a curated record.